UUUACUUUCAAAUCUUGUUACGUAGGUGUUCUCUUUCCCCUCACUUUCUUUCACACUUUUCUCGGCAUUCUUUCUUCGUGUCUGAUUCUGCAGAGAAAUUUCUGCAGUGAAAGAACACAGAGAAGAGGAAGAGGAGCAGAGUGCGUUUACCUUUAGGUACGUGGACCCUGAUAAUGGAUUACCAAGCCUCCUCUUCUACUCUCUCCACUAAACUCUCCAAUGCCGACAGAGUUGGCUCAAAAACUGUGUACGACGGCGCUUUCUCUGCUCCGACCUCACAGUUUGGGGCUACAAAUUUAUCGUCCCGGGUUCUAGACUACGGUGAGAUAUUCACUUGCCCCGAAGCCUCGCGAGGUUCUUCGAUUCCGUUUCUUGACGUUCCUGCGCUGAAUGACAGCAACGUGUCGGUGGAUGUUCGGAGUUUUUCAAAACUCGAUUACUCCAAGGUUUUCGGUUCCUUUGGGGAAUCAGAUUUUUCCCUAUCAUUUGAGGAGCUUAUUUCUGAGCCAAAGACAAGGAAUGGCUUUUCUGAUAAGGAGCGGAAUCCAGCUGAAAGAGGAUCCCCUUUUGAAGGGGCAGAUCCUUCUGAUUGUCAAGAAAGAAAGCAGAUGUAUUCACAUGAAGCAUCUUAUCAUUCGUUUGAUGCUGUGGAGAAGCUCAGCAAGUCACGCAUUAAAAUCAGACAAGGAGGCAAAAAAGGAAUAAAUAGGCCAACCCAAGACGCUCAGCUUCAUGGUGCUCCUGGUUAUACGUGCAUAAUCAAUGAAAUGACUAACUUGCAGAUGAAUGAAAGCCAAAAGCCAGUACCUUCUGCAGUAAAUGAUGCUUAUCUGAAGAAUGAUUUAACCGAUGGGCUAAUAGAUAGUGUGCAUCCCACAAAAAUUGUGACAGAUCUUCCUGCUUAUGGUGCUAGCGAACAGAAAUGUGAAGUUGGCGUUGCACUUCAAAAUAAAUAUGAUGUGUGUGGGUCCAAUUCAAUUGAUAUGUCAUUUGGUGCGUCUGAAUACGACCAUGGACAUUUUUUGAAAGUUUCACCAUCUUCAAGCCCACUGUCCAAUUCUUGUGGUAGCAAGGGUGGUUCUGAGAAAUUGAUGGCUCCAAAGUUUGGGGCUCCUGGAAUUCUUUUUGAAGGUACUGGACAUGUCUCUUCGCCAACAUACUCUGAUGAGGACAUAGAUUCAAACUCAUUUGCCAUCGCCUCUGUGGUUGCUUUGAGGAAAGCAAUAAAGGAGGCACGAGAAAAGAUGGCAUUUGCAAAAGAAUCAAUGGCAAGAAAGAAGGCCGGCCUUCGAAAUCAUGCCAAUUUGAGUUCUAAUUAUGGCCUCAAAGCUGAGCUGAGAAGGCAGGGUAAAGCUACAGACAAGGCAAAGAGGUACAAGGAGAAGAAGGAUUCAGAGAUGUAUGAGAUGGAGAAUGCUGCAGAGCAAGCUUUUGCAGGUACAGGGGAGCAAAAUAUCAUACGAACGGGCCUCACAGUAGACUUUGGGAUCAGGAAGUCACCUUUGGGAACUGAAGCAGCUUUAGAAGAACAGUUUUAUGAACUUGUUACCACAGGUAAACAUGAAGAAGUAAUGUUAGAGUUUAAACAGGCAGAUAGCACAAAGAAAGAAGGCUUUCAGAAGGGCGAAUUAGAAUUAGGUCAACAGGUUCAUGAUCAGGAAGAAAAUGAGAAGAUAUUAAGAGUUGUUCUCGAGCAGGAAGAAUCUGAGAUGAAAGUUAAAGCAUCCCAUGUACAGGAAAAGCGUGGAGAGAAACUAAAAAUUCUCGAGGAAGUAGUAAAUCAUGAGGAAAAUAUUGAGACUCGAAAGUUUGAGGAAAAUGAAAACAUGAAGAGGCAGAUGAAGCCUCAGGAGUGGGUAGAAAAUGGAAAACAAAGAAAAGAGGAUUGUGAGGAGGUAGACAUUCAGAAGGAACAAGAAUAUGCCCACUGGGGGAAAGACACUGAAAAGAGGCUAGACAAAGUUCAUGAGAAAUUAGUAAUUGAGACGAGAUUUAAUGACAUCCACAAUGAGAAAGAAAAUGGGAAGAGUCUUGAAGUGAAUGGUGAUUUGGAAGGAAAUAAGAAGCUGCAAGAGGCUGGAGAAAAUGAGAAGUUGCAUAAAGGGGUUGUUUAUCGGAUUGAAGAUAAAGACACUAGACUAAAGGGGACUUGCAAAUGGAUAGAAGCUGAGAAGAUACAAACAGACAAUGAUCAGAGUGCAGAAGAUGGGAAAAGAUUGAAAGUGGCCCAAGAAGCUCUUAGUUGCAAGGAGAACAAUCUUGACACUGCUGAUGAUCAAUAUAAGCAGGAUGAAAGUAAAGACCUAAAUGAAAAUCAAAAAGUGAGUAGACAUAUUGAGAAUGAUAGAAGUGCGGAUGUAACGUUUGAGUUACCUGCACAUGAUGAGAAUGGAAGUAGAAUUGAAGUAAAUAAGGAUUCCAUUAAACUGGAGGAGAAUGUAAAAAAGGCAGACGGUGUUAAAGUUGAAAUUGAGGUAAGAAUGGCCGAAGAAUCCAUUUGUGAUGAGGACAAUCUUGAGAGGGUUGAUGAUGGAUUUAAGCAGGAUGGAAGUGAGAAGCUAAGCAAAAAUCAUGAAGCCAGCAGACAAAAAGACAAAGAUAAGGGUGUGGAAAUAACUUUAGAGGCACCUGCACAUGAAGAAAAUGGAAGUACAAUGGAAGUAAAUACAUCUUUCAUUGAACACAAAGAGAGUGGGAAAGAUUUAGCAGCAGUUAAAGAGGAAAAUGACAUGGAAGAUAAGGAGAUACUUGAAACAGUUGGUUUUACUCGAGAUGCCUGCAGACAAGCUGAGACAAAGCAGCAAAUGGAAGAUAUGAUAGAUACAGUUGUUUUUGACUCAGAAAGGGUAAACUUUGUUAAAACUGACAUGAGUGGGCAAAAGCAAAACUACCAACAUGAAGAAGAACACAAAAUAGCCUUCAAUCUGGCAGGGAACAUUGAGGAAUUGGCUCCUGAACUGGGGAAUAUGACUGUCAAGGAAGUUGAAUUUGCUGGAUAUCAGGAAGAAGAUGGGAAUUGUACCAUGUCUUCUCAAAAGGAAAAAUGGGUUUAUGGGAACAAGGUGAAAGCAGAUCCCGAAGAAGAUGGAAAUAAUUCUACCUCUUCUCAUGAGGAGAGAUGGGUUGAUGAUGGGAACAAGAUGAAAGCAGUUCAGCUUCCCAGCAUGUUCCUAGGGGAAGUAAAUAGCCUGGAAACAGCGCAAGAGAUCAAAAAAGCCCAGAUCACAGAAAAAGAUGGGACUCAUCAAUCGACCCUGACAAUGGAAGAGAAGGAAAGCAAUACUACUGAGCAAAAGGAUGUGGAAAUGGAAGAGGAACACUUUAAAAACAUAGAUGAAGUGCAAGAGAGGGAAAGAGAAAGAGAGAAGAUGGCUGUUGAAAGAGCCAUCCACGAGGCUCGUGAAAGGGCAUUUGCUGAGGCUAGAGAGAGGGCUAAAAGGGCUGCUGCUGAAGCUCAUCAAAAGGUGACAGCAGAGGCACGAGAAAAGUUAGCAAAUACUUCUGCGGCUAAUGAAAAGUCGUCAGCUGAGAAAGGUGCUAUCAAAGCCAGACUUAAAGCUGAACGUGCUGCGGUAGUGAGAGCAAAUGUAGAGGCUCGAGUACGUACCCUAGAAAGAGCAAUGUUCAAGAAGGCUGCCUUCAAGGCAAGACACCAGGCUGAAAAGUACUUUGAUGAGAAACGGCCUGGUGCAUUAAAAGAUAGAGGAAGGAGGCAUAGCUUUUCACCACAUUUGCGUUUCUCUGUUAAACAUGAUCCACAGCAUAAAGGCUCGAGUUCUACCAGCAAUACGAAAUACCCCAACUCUUCAAGUCGUGGUGAUGUGUCAUUCUCUCCCCACUCCACUGAGGGAUUUGAUGGAACUAAUGAUGAAUCAACUCAGGGGUGUAAAGCAAGGUCUGAGAGGCAUGAAAGAGUAGCAGAACGUGUGGCAAAAGCUCUUGCAGAGCAGAAUAUGCGGGAUCUUCUUGCACGGAAGGAGCAAGCAGAGAGAAAUCGAUUAGCAGUGUCACUUGAUGCUGAUGUCAAAAGGUGGUCAAGCGGGAAGGAGGGGAACCUGAGAGCCCUGCUUUCGACACUACAAUAUAUCCUUGGACCUGACAGCAGUUGGCAGCCAAUACCUCUUACAGAUAUCACUUCAACUAGUGCUGUAAAGAAAGCUUACCGUAAAGCUACUCUUUUUGUUCAUCCUGACAAGUUGCAGCAGCGGGGUGCAAAUAUCCAGCAAAAGUACAUUUGUGAAAAGGUUUUUGAUCUUCUAAAGGAAGCUUGGAAUAGACUCAAUGUGGAAGAACGGUAGAUAGGGACUGGUGUUUUUAUUUUGGCCACCUAAGCCAGAAUGCAGACAAAUCAGGACCGUUCAGGCAGCCAAAGCUAAAAAUGCAAGGAUGCAAAUGAAAGCACGCCAUGAACCAAAAGUCCCUUUGAGAAGAGAGGAAGUGCAGGCCACAAACUAUCUCGUUCAGUAGCUAAAAGGUGAAAUUCAACUUGUAACAUAAAUAAUCUCUUAGAAGCGUGUUUUGUUCAUCCAAGAGAGUAUAAAUGAAAACAGCAUGAGAUUUAUUUAUUAAGCCGAGAAAUUAACUAAUAAAUAAACCGAGAAGCAAUUUCUUUUAUUUAGGAACUAGCUGGCCUUCUUACAUACAUAUAUUAAACUUGUAAUUUACAUAUAUAGGAGUAUUCCUGCUAAUGUUUUA
Messenger RNA from Carya illinoinensis, 4695 nucleotides. RefSeq names its product auxilin-like protein 1. Gene Ontology annotation, molecular function: clathrin binding. NCBI's taxonomy places the organism in Eukaryota, Viridiplantae, Streptophyta, Magnoliopsida, Fagales, Juglandaceae. The coding region runs from base 174 to 4298 and encodes 1374 amino acids. The record is from RefSeq and is a predicted model, not a curated record. The transcript has 9 exons. Gene Ontology annotation, cellular component: intracellular membrane-bounded organelle; cytoplasm; vesicle. Gene Ontology annotation, biological process: clathrin coat disassembly; clathrin-dependent endocytosis.